Molecule: messenger RNA, 5289 nt
Organism: Dunckerocampus dactyliophorus (ringed pipefish)
Lineage: Eukaryota; Metazoa; Chordata; Actinopteri; Syngnathiformes; Syngnathidae
Product: pancreatic secretory granule membrane major glycoprotein GP2-like
Exons: 15
Coding region: 2524-4848 (774 amino acids)
Biological process (GO): neutrophil migration
Cellular component (GO): cell surface; apical plasma membrane
Source: RefSeq, a predicted model, not a curated record
UGUGUGUCCCUGUCGGGGCGCCUUGAGAGGGCAUCAGCGUUUAUGUGACAAGGCCCCCCCGCAUGUAUUGCAUGACCCAGUUAAAGGGGUCCAGCUCAAAGAUCCAUCUGGCCCUCUUUCGGAUGGAUCUUUGUCAAUGGCCAUGCCCCGGAGCCCUAGAAGAGGUUCGUGGUCAGUUAUUAUAGUGAAGUCAGACGCCCCAAUAUAAUGCCUAAAUUGACGGACGGCCCACACUACAGCCCAUAGUUCUUUAUCAAAUGUAGACCAACGUCGCUGGGUGUUAGUAAGUGACUGGCUGGCAUAAACCACUACUCUUUCCAGCCCCUCCUUAUCCUGAGCUAACACCGCCCCUACAGCUUCAUUUGAGGCAUCAGUGUACACUUGAAAAGGAGCAGCAUAAUCCGGCAUGGCAACUGCUGGGGCGGACGAGAGCACAGAUUUCAAAUACUCAAAAGCUGCAUUACAUGACAUGACGUUUCACUCCUCAUCCGAAGAGCUUCGGAUGAGGAGCGAAACGUCCGACACCUUCUUCACAGAAGUACAGAUGACAUCUCAAGAAGCCUUUCCCUCGUUGGACAACUCCUGUACGACCUAGAGCCUACACAGACGUAAAUGCAACAUAACAUGAGAAAAGUAGUGAAAGAAAGAAAGGAGUGCUGCCGUUUCCUGCUUAUUCAGUGGGUGCGCUUUGUCUUGACAGUGGGUGUCUCAGCCUGUAAAACAUUGCAAUUGUAAUUAUUACAAGGUUCAAAUCAUAUCUACCUUUAGUUUAUUCCAUAUGCGCCCGUGCUACUUGCCUGUUACUCUUCUGGUCAUCAUAGUUGCUGUUGCAGCUGCAGCAUGGCUUCCUCCAAAUCCUAACGUGGGUAACACAAAGAAACAUUAACAUAAUUCAGUGGACAUUUUAGUCAUCCGGGGGAAUAAAUGUCAUGUCACACCAUCAUUCCGUAUGGACAUGCGGGUAAAAACUGACGUAGGAAAUAUCAGCACACCAUCCGUAGUCUCAUUAGGAGCAUGCCCCGACGUUGUCAGGCAUGCGUACAAGCACGUGGGGGCCACACAAACUACUGAGAAUCAUUUGGAGUUGCUUCAAUGACAUUUUAGCAAAAUGGACCAGUGUGCUGCAUCAUUUUUUCACUUUCAUUUUUGGGGUGUCUUUGAUUUCCCCCUCUAUAGGGUGAUCAUUUUCAUUUCUAUCAAAUGAUGUGGCAUCAUUUUGUUACUAAUACAUCACCCACUUAUUAUCAGGAAACAUAUUCAAGAUCAUUUUUCCCCCAGUUUAGAUCUGAUAUGUUUUCAAAGUGUUCCUCUAAUUUUUUGAGCAGUAUAUAUUUAAUGUGCAAACAGAGGAGACAAAAACAGGAACUCAGGGCGACGGUGCAAAAACUAAGGAGGGCACCGUGGGCAAAAACACGGACAGCAAUGAACAAAAAGGUACUGGAACUACCACAUGAGCUAGACGGAGGUCUGGUGCAGCAGGACGGCAGAGCUGGUUGGGAGUAGCCAGAUGAAAUUGCAACAGGAGGAUAAGGUAAGUGGUAGCAGGAGAAAAGCACAUGGUCUGGAAGCACAACCAUUGAGAAUAAUCCAGCACUGGCUGGCUGCAGGUGAGGAGACUAAAAAGGGUUGCUGAUUGAACACAGCUGCAAGAAUUGGGUAGCUCCGCCCAGCUCAGGAGGUGUCACAGUCUGAGCAAGUGAACAGAGAAGUCAGCAAUCUCAUACUGUACACAUAAUGAAAAACAGCACAAAACUAAAACAGGCGACAAGUGUCACCGUAGCGCGUGACAAUGCAAACUAAUUGUGUGAAAAUAACGCCGCAUAUUGAGGCACGUGAGACAGAUGUUCGAGUCCUGCUGCGGUAUUUUAUUGAAUAAUGUUACUUUUGCUAGUCAAAACAAAUACAUCACUUAAAUUGGGCGAAAUUUCAAUUUCAAGGCAGCAGGUGAACUACUUCAAUGGACUAAAUACAGUAUGUUUGACAGCCGUCAUCGAGACGCCCGUCACUAUUUUGUGGCUUUACAGGAUCGAUGCGGGUGACGCGUGUAUCUAUCAAGGCUUUACGUGACUUUUUGACGGCUUUACAUAGGAAUGAUGUGCGUGACAGGUGUAUCUAUCAAGGCUUUACGUGACUUUAAGUGUAUAGGAGUGAUGCAGGUGACUGACUAGUGUUUCUAUCGUGACGAUAAAUGACGUUUAUGUCACGUCUGAAUGAAAAGAAGGUCUUCUUGCAGGCUGCGAUAAGAGUGGAAGGCAGGUGGACGCCGGAGGAAGCAGCGGAGGAGCAACGAAGACCUGAGGACCGACCGUUGAGCUGCGAGCCAAUAAAACAGCUACGGGCCGCACUUUGGACACCCCCACUCUAAAGAGUAUUUGUGUUGCAGCGUUCUUUUAUUGACGGAGCAUUGAAGUGUUUGAUAAGUUAUUGUGUGCUAUGAUCAAGCCUCAGCCUAUCAACACUCCCUCUUGACGACAAACAUUCUCACCAACUCCUGGACUCCUUCCUGGUCGAGUAGAACGCUGCAUGUGCGCCACGAUGGGGACGCCUGGAGGGGCGUUCUUUCUCCUCGUGCUGAUCGCCGCAAGGAUUUCAGCCGUCCAGUUCCCGUGUGGAGGCACCACAUGUCCAGCAGGCAUGGACUGCAUCGAACGUGGUGGGAAGACGACCUGUGCCGACCCUUGUGACAGCUACACUGACCUGAGGGACGACUGGCGUUCCACACAAUUUAGUACCGACCGAAGCAACCUGAGAUGUGACAGGAACAUUGAGUGGAAGGGCUGGUAUCGUCUGUUCCUGGAGGACAAGAGUGCACGUAUUCCUGAGACAUGUGGAGUAGAAAACUAUAAGUGUGGAACCGGUGGACCAGUGACGAUGGUAGAACCUCAUCCCACACAGCUGGGUGAAAUUGUGAUUCGGGACGUGUGUUAUUGCUAUGAUGGAAAGUGCAAACCUCACAACAGAUACAGCAUCCAUGUCAAGCUGUGCUCCACAACAGUUUCCACCUACUACGUGUACAAACUGGUCAAGCCAAGCGUUUGCGAUCGGGCCUACUGUGCAGAACAGUUAGAAUUGGAUCCACUCAUCAGUCUCCUUGAUUGUGGCGCUGACAAAAUCCAAGUGGGCGUGGAUUCAGCUGGCAUGAGACUAAUUGGUCGUGACCCACUCAAUGGCAACCUGAUUGACAGCACGUGUUCCCAGGCCAGGGAGAAAGAUGGUGUGGUGUGGUACGAAGUUGGCACUCAGGAAGGUGCCUGUAGAAACACACUGAAGACCAACGGCACACAUGUCACCUACUCCAACACUUUAUUCAUCUACCCAGCAAACAGUUCUUCCGUUCUGCCAGCGAGUCUUCCUUUCUCAUGCGAGUAUCCCCUGAAGACAGACGCCAGACUGAAUGUGGUCAUCAGACCGACCGUGGUGACCAAAGAAGAGGUUGUCCAGCCCCAGGUCCCCGAUGAGCCACCAAGCCAAUCCGGAGCUGCAGAGGGGGUGCCACCACGCAGGGUGGACAAUGUCUUUGUUGGCUCGGGUGCCAAACUGGGAACCUCCAUGGUCCUGUUCAAGAACUCCUUCAAGAACUCCUUCGAUGCAAAGACUUACGCAGCAGGUACGGUGGUCCUUCCGGUGGGCUCAGCGUUAUAUGUGGGGGUCUCUGUGAGAGAUCCCCGCUUGGCGGUUGUUUUGGAGGACUGCUUCGCUUCUCACUCAUCAGACACAAAGAGUCCUGGCCAACAUCACCUCAUCCAAAACAAAAGCCCCACUAACCGCCAGCAAGUGUUAGUGGUUGAGAGCGGCGUAUCCCACCAGGCUCGUUUCUCCGCCCUGCUCUUCCUUCUUCAGGGAAAACACCAAGAUGUUUACCUCCACUGCAGCCUCAGCCUGUGUGACAGAAAGACCACCUCUUGCAGUCCCAAGUUGGAUCCGUCACUCAGUAACCUUAAUUGUGGCUCUGACAAAAUCCAAGUGGGUGUGGAUUUAACUAGCAUAAGACCCACUGGUUAUAGUGCUCUGACUGGCAACCUGGCAGACGGCAAGUGUUCCUGGACCAGGGACAAACAUGGUGUCGUGUGGUACGACGCUGACGCUCAGACGGGUGCCUGUGGAAACACACUGACGAUCAACAGCACACAUGUCAUCUACUCCAACGCCUUAUUCAUCUAUCCAGACAGCUGUACUUCCUUCUUUCUGCCCCUGGUUCUUCCUUUCUCAUGCGCGUAUCCCCUGGACACACCCACAAGACUGAAGGCACCCAUCAGACUGAACCUGCCGCCCAGCAAAGAGGUUGAUCGCAACCAGGUCCCUGAUGAUCCAUCAAGCCAAUCCGGAGCUGUGAAUGAGGACCCACCAAGCAGGAUGGAAGGUGUCUUUGUUGGCUCGGGUGCCAAACUGAAAAUCUCCAUGGUCCUGUUCAAGAAAUCAGACUAUGCAGAGCCUUAUGCGGCAGGCGCGGUGGUCCUUCCAGUGGGUUCACCAUUAUACGUGGAGGUCUCUGUGGACAAGAAAGAUCCCAGCUUGGCGGUUGUUUUGGAGGAAUGCUUCGCUUCUCACUCAUCAGACCCUGACCAUCUUGAACGAAACCUUCUCAUCCAAAACAAAUGUCCCACCGACCGCCAGCGAGUGUCUGUGGUUAUGAGCGGCUCAUCCCUCAAGGCUCGUUUCAUUACCUCGUUCAUCCUUGUUGGAGAAUCUGGAGAUGUUUACCUCCACUGCAGCCUCAGCCUGUGUGACAGCAUGACUUCUUCUUGCAUUCCGUCCUGCUCCGGCAGAGCCCGACGUCAUGUCUUCAAGUCUUCUCCACUAAAGCCACUAACCAUUGGACCAAUCACUUGGGAGAAAUCAUCUGAGUGACAUCCAUGGCAUUGGACUUUGAGUUUGAUAGUCUACAUGUAAAUGUCAGAAAAGUGUGAUUGAAAAAUCAGCAUUUUAGGUCCCAAGUGUUCAAUGAUGCUUGUAUUUAAUGACAAAGAACCCAAAAUAGCAGAAAUACUUUGAGCACUGUAAAUAACGUACAAUUGAAAUGUUUCACCGCUGAAGUACACGAUUGACUUUUGGAAUUUGUUAAUGUUCUGGCUUUUUGGGUUGUUUUUGUUCUUUGUUUGGGUUGAAAUAAGCUAUGGAGUAUAUGGAUGGAUUUUUUGAGUGUAUUCUAUUGAUUUUGUUGCAUAUUGAUUGGAUGACCUGCCCAGGGACUUGAGAAGGAAAGAAGCUGCAUGCAGUUGGAUCUGGUGUAAUGCAUGUCUUUAAGAAUGUGCUCAUGUCCCUGUUCAAUGAACAAUAAAGUGAAUUGUU